Molecule: messenger RNA, 2313 nt
Organism: Funneliformis caledonium
Lineage: Eukaryota; Fungi; Glomeromycota; Glomeromycetes; Glomerales; Glomeraceae
Source: the annotation of a GenBank genome assembly
AUGAGUACAUACUUGAGUUGGUUGCCAUCAAUAGACGUUAGCUCUUACUUAAGGUACCCGGGUGGGAAUAAUAAUUCACAAACCUCUAAUAAUACAAAGACUUCAACACGAACAAUUCAGAGUGAAAAUAGCACAAUGUUUGGGUUUUUCGGUGGCUUGUUUGAUAGAGCUCCCAAAAUUGAAAAAUAUUCUCCUGAGAACUUAAGGAAUCUAAGUGAUCUUCUUUAUGAACGUUCAAAACCUGGAAAUGAUGAAAGAGUGGUUGAUGUAUUAAAGGAAAUGACACAAAUUUUGGUUUGGGGUGAUCAACACAAACCGACUAUACUUGAAUAUUUUUUUGAAAAUAAUAUACAUUAUGACAUUUUAAAUUUUUUGGAACAAACUAAUAGUCCAAAUGUAACGAAACAAAUAUUACAAACCAUGAAUAUUUUAUUUGAAAAUAUCCAUGAUCUAACUUCACUGUAUUUCUUGUUGUCUAAUAAUUUUGUCAACCGAAUAAUAUGUCAUAAAUUUGAUUUUUCGAAUGAUGAAAUCAUGGCGUACUAUAUUUAUUUAUUACGAACGUUAUCUUUUAAGUUGGAUACCAACACGUUAUUUUUCUUUUUUAAUGAGCGACAAGAUGAUUUUCCUCUAUAUUCGGAAGCGAUCAAGUUCUUUAAUUCGGAUGAGAGUAUGAUACGAGUUGCUGUUCGGACAGUGACAUUAAAUAUAUUUGGUGUUAAUAAUGCACAAAUGCAAGAAUUCAUUCUGGACAGAAACGCGGCUCCAUACUUCUCAAACUUGGUUAACUUUAUUUCCAACUUCUCGACAAUUUUGGACGACAUAAGCAAUUCGCCCAACUACCACAAUCAAUAUCAGAGAUUUAACUACUAUCUCGCAGAGCAUUGCGAUAAUUUUUAUUAUAUUAACGAUAUCAUAAAUUUGGACAAUGAAAAAAUGAACCAAGAGUUAACUUCGCACUUGAUGGAUCUUUUAUUGAAACCUGUAUAUGCAGAUAGUUUGGUUCACAGAAAGUUGUUACCGUAUAAGCAGUCAACGCGUAUAGAUUCGGUGGUGGCGCUUGCACUUUUGUGUCACGUUCUUCACAUAUUUCGUCAUCCGCCAUUAGUUACAGCGAUGGUUGCAAUGCUUUUUUCAAAUUCGCCAGAGUUAAUGGAUUAUCCGCAAUCACCUAGACUUGACACCACAUAUGCAAAUCCUUCUUCAUUAUUUAAAAAUAGGAAUCUUUAUCGAGAGGCUAUAAUGGGGAAUCAUGCGAUUGCACCAGAUAUACUUUUGGCUACAGAAGUUUAUUCUCAAAAGUUAUUAAAGACUCGUCGUUUGUUGGACUCAUUAGUGUCCGACACCGAGGAUCUAUCGAAUGACACACCCUUUUCGUUUAGUCACAGAGUUUCAUUUGAUACGGCAUCAAUGACAUCAACAGCAACUACUGCAUCACAGAGUAAACCGCUGAUUACGGAUGAUUUAGAUGGUGAAUUAUUAAAAUUAUCAACAAAUUCCAAGCCUGAUCAAUUAUUUGUGGAUGAUAUGGAUGAAACCCUAUACGAAUCAUCACUUGCUCCUUCCAUAAAAAUAACCGGAGAAAAUAAUUAUAAUUACCAGCAUCAAACAAGGAAUUACCGUGCGGAACUAGUUCAAAAUAUCAUCACACUUUUGUGCGUUCAUUAUCGAUUAUGUAGACCGAUUACACUUCAGAUGGCUGCAGAGGUAUUACUUGAGCUCUUAUAUUAUAAUGGUUCGGGAGAGUGUUUAACUCUGGAGCAAACAGAAAUGAUAAACAUAACUGAAAAAGUAUUACAAGAACGGGUGAAAAACUAUUUCCUGAAAAAUCACGAAUUUCAGUUAGACAAAUUCGAAAGGGCAGUUAAUGAAUCAAUGUUUGGAGGAGAUAAGUAUGUUGGAGAAAUUAUAAUGAAUGCAAAAUUAUUAUUUCCGCCACCAUCUCCAGUUCCACAAUCGACGUCGAUAGAUACCGAGGAUGAAAAUAUCAUCAGAGAUAUCAAAACACUUCACCUUCUUCGUCAAUCUCGUAUUCUAUUAUCAAGAAAAUCGAUAUUAGAAGAACCAACUUUUGAGGAGGUAGGGUAUAUAGAAGAAAAUAAGUAUAAAUCAGAAUUGGUUUACCAUAAUGGAUUAGUUGAUGAAAAUUUUGAUCAAGCCCGUCAACAAAUGUAUUCUACAACUACGAAAAAUGAUAACAAAACUCAUCAAAGAAGUGAUACAAAAGAUUCGACUUCAUCUUGGGUAAGUGUAAGUGAAGUUGAAAAAAGAAAGAAAACGGUGCUGGAAAAACUUGGUAUAUUAUUAUUAUAG